GUGGAUAGUGGACAUUGAAAAUUAGUUCAUUUUGUUGGCAUGACUACAGAAUGUAACCGCUGGGCACAAACGUCAAAUCCUGCCCUUGUGGCUCUUUAUACUGUCUUAGCACAAAACGCAACUUUAAGCUUCACAUAAACCUGAUAAAGUCUGAGCUUCGCGAGCAUGGAUGCAGAUUUUUAUAGUGGUAGCGAUGAACUACAAGGACCAGAUACUUUAUAUUUGAUUCGUCAUGUUGGUACAGUAUUACGGCAGUAUAUUGCUGAAGUUGUCAUGAAACGUCCUGUGGAUCCAAUUGACUAUUUAGGUCGUUGUUUAAAAAAUUACAUCAAAAUCAGAGAUGCUGAAUUAAAAGAAUCUAUGCAAGAAACUACCAAUGAACUGAUCAACUUACCACAUUUCAAAGAACCAAUCACUUCAUUCGAAAUUGAAAAUCAACGAAAAACUUCUCGUGUCACCACAAUCGAAUCAAAAAAUGAUGAAUAUGAUAUGGCAAGUAAACAUCAAUCAGAUGACGAAAUGCUUAUUUAUAAUGAACAAUUAAUUGAUAGUGAUCCAGUCAUCGCCGCCGCCUUGAAUGAAAAUGAUACUCAAGAAGCCAAUCAAUUGCAAAGUAGUGACGAUACAGAGAAACCAAUUAGAGAAGUAAUGAAUGAAGCUGAUGAAGAACAAAGUACAUUAAAAUUCGAUAAUGAAACGGAUGAUGAUAUCACAUUUGAAUCACCAAUUCAACAGGAGCUCAAUGAAACACCAAUAAAAGAUACUACUGAUCCUGAUGAUCAAGAUGAAACGGAAGAAGCCGGGGAUUCUGAAAUAUAAAUAAAUAGACAUUGUUUAAUGAGUUGUGCAUAUAUUUCUCCCACAUCAACGAACACAUCAGUUACAUAGAUAUAUAUGUCUAAUUAGAAGUGUUUGCUAUGUGUAUUACCACUGAAACAAACCCCAAGUAUAAGGAAUCAUGAUCAAUUAUUGGAAUACUGAGAUUUUUUGCUGUGUUUUGUUCAAUUACAAAUUGUCAUUCUGAUUUAUUUUAUUUUUGGUAUAAAUUCACGAUUGAACAUUGUUGUGUUUCAUUGAUACACCAUUGAAAUGUUUAACUGUAUUAUUCAUCAUUUCCGAUGGUUAGUUUUAACAAUCAUUGAGCGAUUUGUUCUUCCAGUUAAUCAGG
Messenger RNA from Schistosoma turkestanicum, 1168 nucleotides. The record is from the annotation of a GenBank genome assembly. NCBI's taxonomy places the organism in Eukaryota, Metazoa, Platyhelminthes, Trematoda, Strigeidida, Schistosomatidae.